AGAGCGACAUUCUCGACACCUCCUACCGCACGUCCACACUCGCAAGAUGAAGUUCCUCGCCCUCGCCGCCGUCGCUGCCGCCCUGUCGUCGCUCGCCUCGGCCGUCCCGAUGAAGCGCGACGACUCGUCGCCCACCAAGCCCGCCUACACGGGCACGCUCGUCUCGUACACGCAGUCGGUUCCACUCGGAGGAAACCUGAGCGUGGCCUACGACGCCUCGGCUCAGAGCGCCGUUCCGCACUACGCUGCCUCGAUUAUCGGCGUCGACCUGGGCCUGCAGGGCCCGGCCCCCAUCGUCGUGUCGCCGAACGACUUCUCGCCGUUCGGAAUCCUCAAGCUCGCGACCGGGCUCGACACGGGCGGCCCCGGCGGUUGGGUCAACACGAGCAUUGCGCUCCCGAGUGCAGUCUACAAGCCUGGCGAGUACUUCUUGAUCGUCACCGAGGACCAGCUCGCCGUCUACGAUUCCGAGCAGCCGGUCUACCGCGUACAGAGCUACAACGUCUCGGUGCAGGUGACGGCCGCCGAGUAGACGAGCGCCUCGACCAGCAGCUCGACUCGAUUUCGUACCUCCUCCCCGUCGUUCCUCCCUCCUUUCCGCCUCGUAGCGCCUGCCUCUCGUCCAUGGACGCUCUCUCUCGAUUCCUAGAGUCUGCAAUACAUUUCAGUCCCUC
This is a messenger RNA of Rhodotorula graminis WP1, 674 nucleotides long. RefSeq lists its product as uncharacterized. The coding region runs from base 47 to 532 and encodes 161 amino acids. The transcript is spliced from 3 exons. Lineage: Eukaryota; Fungi; Basidiomycota; Microbotryomycetes; Sporidiobolales; Sporidiobolaceae. The record is from RefSeq and is a predicted model, not a curated record.